UGUGGUGUCCCUUGUUAACCUGAAUAGAUGAGGGGAAAAAAACUUACAUAGUCUUAGACUCAGCUCAAUGAAUACCUCCAAAGAAACAUCACCCAUUACGAGGCAACAGUAAAUAGGAUGUAAAUAAAUGACGUUUCAGAACAGUGUUGUUGUUGUUGAACGCAGCUCGUUUCCUGUUAUGAACCGUUUGGAAGCUAAUGUCAACACUCCACACGGUCCUCUUAAAGAUGACUUUCCAACCUGAAAGCUCGUAAGAUAAAGCGGUGUAUUCAUUAAUUUCAGUUUCUCGUGUUUCUCUAAAUAAAACUCGUUCGUGGAUGAGUACUAGCUCGUGCCAGCUGACGUUGCGCGCGGCGUAACCACAACAAAAACUUUACGUCAAAUUGAGCACGAGCCAGGCUGCUAUGGACGCAAUACAAGACUAAAAAUAUGACUGAACGCACGGAGUACUCUGGAUGUUUGCAAAAAAUGGAUGUUCGUGGCAUACAGAAAGAAGUCCUAACAAAAUCACCGGAUUCUCCCGAGUCGUAAAUCCCCUCAAAGCAUGGAGAGCAUCAGCAGAGACAUGGAUGUAUCUUCUGACUGUGGUCCAAAUGGAGAGAGUCCCUCACUUACAGGAUACACCAAGAAAAAAUUUAUCAUGAUGCCUCCAGAGGAAAAGCUCAAACACUUUGACAGCCGAGCUCAAGUCCAUGCAGACAACAAAGAGUUUGAUGUUUGCAUUCAAGAUUUAGUGCACUGUGUGGCUCUGACAAGGCUGGUAUAUGGGGAAGGACACCUGAAACUAGCCCAGGCCCAUGCAAGACUGGCUAAAGCAUACUUCCAGUUUAAAGGCUGGGGCCUGCAGGCACUCCAACAUUCAUCCUUAGCCCGAGAGAUGCUGCCAUUCAGCUCUUCAAUUUCCUCUGGACGAGGUGACAAACUUGAGGUUCUCCAAUGUCUCUUGGACAUUUGCCUCAUACAGGGAGGAGCUGGACUGCUUACAGCCACUCUAGAAGAAGCUGAAUCUGCGUAUCUGGAGGCAGAACAGAUUAUAGAGGAGCUUCAUCAAAAUGAUGGCAUCAGUCAGGAGGAGAAAAUAAGCAAUGAGCUGGAAAUCUCCAGUGGUCUCUCCAGGGUCUAUAGGAGACAGAGUAGACCAGAUGAAGCCUUAAACCAGUGUGAGAAGUCUCUGCGACUGCUAAAAGAUUGCAGCAAACCAGAGAGGAGCUGCUCUGUUUAUAGGGACAUGGCUGCCAUCGAACAGGACCAAGGUCAGAUGGACAGAGCCAUAGAGCAUCUCUCAAAGGCUCAUGCCAUUUCAAUGAGUCACGGCCCAGAGGAACUUGAAGGGGCUCAGAUCUCCCACAGCCUGGCCCUCAUCCUUUCUGCUGUAGCAGAGCCUCAACACAAUGAACGUGCAGGUGAAUACUUUGAGCAGAGUUUAAGUGGAUACAGAAGCUCUGUUGGUGCACACGAUCCAGUUUUCCUUUCUGCCCAGGAUGAUUUCUGUCGCUUUCUCCUCCUCAAUGGACAGCAACAGAGAUGUGUGGAGAUCCAGAGGGUUUCUCUUUCCUCAAAGAGAUCUGUGUUCGGUGACCUGAGUGCAGAGGUUGCAGACACCCUUCAGCUUAUAGGAAGUGUGGAGAUGACUGAAGGAAGGAUGAAGGAGGCCCAUAGGAACAUGGCAAAGUGCCUGGAGAUCCAGAGUUUGUUGUAUGGCUCUCAGCACAAGAAAACAAAAGCCACACAAAAAGCUGUGGACAUGCUGGCACGGGCACCAGAGGUGGCUGAGAGACUACAGAGGCAAGACAAAGGGAAAACAAAACCUCACACAUUUUCAUCUGUACAGAGUGACAAAGAUGGAAACUCAAUCUCUGAUUUAUGACACCCCUUGUUUAUCUGAGUGAAAGAUUUUUUUCUACAUUUUGGCAGCACUUCUUUUUGUUUUAUAGUUUUAUGUCUGUAAUCACUGCUGGAUUUGAACUUGAAUUCCUUGUAGUAUUUGACUUGACAUUAAAGAAAUACUCACACUCAAAACUACACUCAAAGAAGUUUUAAUCAUCCUUUAAAUCGGUUUCCAAAGAAGGAUUGUAUAUAAUUCAGACAGAGCAGUUAUGAUAUUUUUCCAGCCUAAAAAACUCAGUAUAAACAGUGAUGGUUGCUUUUUAUACAUUCAACAUCCUGUUUGUUUGCAGAUUCACUUUGUUUGAGAUGGCACAUUGUAUUCAGUUUGCACUGUGUACAUACAUAACAAGUAAUCAAACAAGGAACACACUUAUGCAGCUACAAUGUACUGUAAUGGCAUAUGUCAAACUUGGAAUAAGAUGAAAAAGAUAUUUCAUUUCAAUUACUGUACUUUUAGAUGAACUUCCACUUUUUUAGAAUCCAAAAUGAUCUAGUGCAUAUUAUGUGGUUGCUUGGAUCAAAUGUGCAAACAUGUAACCAGACUGUUGUCAGUUAAGACCAUAUCUAGCUCUUUGACUAGUACACAACACAACAAACCUCUGUGAACACUCAGUGCCACUAAGCUGAUGAUCCAAAAAUAGCCACAGUCAUGAACACACUGUUAUGUCGGAGUAAAGGUGAAUCCUUCAAACCACCAUUGUGAUAAAGAAAUGCAUACAAGGAAUAAGUGUUCAGACAAGACAUACAUCAAAAACAGACAUGAUAAUAAUUAGCAAUAAUCAGACUCUAUUGUUUGUAGUUCA
Molecule: messenger RNA, 2690 nt
Organism: Sphaeramia orbicularis (orbiculate cardinalfish)
Lineage: Eukaryota; Metazoa; Chordata; Actinopteri; Kurtiformes; Apogonidae
Gene: ttc23
Product: tetratricopeptide repeat domain 23
Exons: 11
Coding region: 545-1867 (440 amino acids)
Molecular function (GO): protein binding
Source: RefSeq, a predicted model, not a curated record